Sardina pilchardus (European sardine) is the source of this 1437-nucleotide messenger RNA. RefSeq lists its product as uncharacterized. The transcript has 9 exons. The record is from RefSeq and is a predicted model, not a curated record. NCBI's taxonomy places the organism in Eukaryota, Metazoa, Chordata, Actinopteri, Clupeiformes, Clupeidae. Bases 511 to 1407 code for a protein of 298 amino acids.
AAUAGUGUUCUGAUAUUUUCAGGAUUGUGUGGCUAAUUAGGGGUGGUGUGGUUUUACUUUCUGCAGGCAGAGGUAAUGAUUGCCUAAUGGAACUAUGGUCUUAACAGAGUGUAAAUGGGAUUUGUUUCCUUGAAUAAUUUCAUGCUUUAUAAACAUACUUUAUGCUAUAUUAACACCAUCAAUAUUUUUUUUAUACCCAUCUUGCUGGUUAACAAUUAUUAAAGAUUUUCUUAUUAUCAAACAACUAUGGACUAUAUUAGCCUCCACAGACUGAUAUCUAAACCACCAAAGGGAUGUUUGCUGUAGAAACAGCCAUGCCUUGUUCAGGCAGUAAACUUUGGAGUUAAAGAACACAUGCUUGUGAAAUGAUUUACUGCGAUAGUGAAGCAUUUUAGAGGUUUACAUUUAUGCGCGUGUGUGUGUGUGUGUGCGCGAGUCUAAAGGUGUGGCACAUAUAAAAACUGAACUCUUGUGGAAUCACCUUGUCAGAGGGUUCUAUGUUCUGUAACAAUGAAGUUCCUCCUCGUGUUGUGUUUUAGCACGCUGUUCAUUUCGCUUGUUUAUGGACAAGAUCCACCAGCACCUAACCCACAGUGCGUUGGUGUGGAUGACUACAAUAACUGUAAAACUGUUGGAGCAGAUGAUUUGAAGUGUGGUGAGAACAGUCUAUGUUUUUGUAAAGCCAAGAACCCGUAUUGUAGAUGUAAUAAUGAUGCUGGUGAAUGGUUCAUUGGUGAGGACUGCACUCAGAAAUGGACCACUGUCAAUUUUGCCUUGGUGGCAUCCCUACCUGGAGUGGGCUUAGCCAUUUUAGUGGGAGUUGCGGUCUACUUAACCAAGAAACCGUCGAAAGGCAAAAAGAACAAGAAAGGACAGACAAAUGGGGCCUUUAACCAGGAGCAAGAAGAUGACAUGUUUAAGAACAUGGUUUUUGCCUCUGACAUGCAGGGACGUCCAAACUCCAGGCCUCCACCUGAGAGCAUGAGGCCGCCCAACAGCACAGUCCCUAUGACGGCCAUGCCCAACAGCGAUUACAGGAUGCCUCCUCCUGCCGACAGGACAGGCAGGCCGUUCAACCAAUCUUACAGUCAACAAAGAAACAUCCAUCCACAAGAUCGGCCAUCUAUGGGGGGACCUCCCCCACAACCCAACAGCUAUGGCCCUGGGAUGGGGCAGGCGCUGAGUAACCCGUACGCCAAGUCGCCUCCAGGGAGAUCUCCGUACGAGGGCCAAGGUCCUCCUCAGGACUACAGCUCAGAUUACAGCCACAGACCCAAACAGCCCCCUGUGAACGGCACGAGGGUGAUGGGAGGGAACUUCUCUCCACCUCCAUCCCAGCCAUCGUUUCCCCAGCCUGACUACAACGCCCCCCAGCUCCAGAGAUCCAUGAUGAACGGGAGGUAUUGAGGACUUGCAGCAGACUGGAGAUGAUGACAU